Molecule: messenger RNA, 1547 nt
Organism: Dendroctonus ponderosae (mountain pine beetle)
Lineage: Eukaryota; Metazoa; Arthropoda; Insecta; Coleoptera; Curculionidae
Exons: 3
Coding region: 198-1442 (414 amino acids)
Source: RefSeq, a predicted model, not a curated record
AAAAAUUUUCAGUUCUCACUAGGAUAAAAGACGAUUCAUUACAGCCUUGACCCAUCAGAAAGACGGAAAUUUUUAAUUCGUUGUCGGUUCAUCAAUUGAUUGAUUGGCCUUUGUGCGUCCCAACAGCCUUACACUCGGUUUUAGUAGUUCGCAAGACCCGUUUCGACUUUUUACAGUUGUUUAUUGACCAAUGCAUUAUGUCGAGUGCUGGCUAUUCGAUCAAAGACUUAGAAAGCAUUAUUACCGGUAUAGACGGUGAAAUCAAAAAUGUGAAAAUCUCCCGAUUAACCGCCCCAGGAGAAAACUUCAUCAGUUUGGUGCUUAGUGUGGACAUUCAAGUGGAGAAAAAUGGACAAAUGGAAACAGUGAAUGUUGUGGCAAAAUGUUUACCGGCUGUACAGAGAAUGACUCUGAACUCAGUGGCAAUGGCCCAUGAGAUUAAAUGGUACUCGCAGGUGGCACCUUUGAUAAAAAAAUUCGGCGAAGAAUAUGGAGUAGGCACAUAUUUCUUCCCAGACUAUCAUGGGUCAAGACUGAGUAUGGAUUCGACGAAAACCACCGCGGAUGAAGACUCACUUCUCUUGCUAAAAAACAUCAAACCUGAAGGCUACGAAAACAUAGACCGCCACAUUGGAUUUGAUUUGCCCACUGCAAAAGCCUUUCUACGGGUACUAGCAACAUUCCACUCCAUUCCUUUGGCAAUGAAGUUCAAAAAUCCCGAACAGUUUCAAAUUAUUCGAAAAUGUCUGGACAGCGUUCGGGAAUACCCGGAAGCACUGGCCCCUCUGUCAAACACUCCAGGAGAGCCCCAAGGAGGAAUCCAGGCCCCAGCCUUAACGUGCAGCAAAUUGCUUGAAAUUCCGGCUUGCCAGCCCUACCGCAAGAACAUCGAAGCAUUAAAAAAUAGCGUCAAAGGGAUGGCAGAUAUCUACUUUGCUCCCGCUGAGGAGCCCUGGAGCACGAUGGUGCACAAUGACUGCUGGAUAAAUAACAUGAUGGUUAAGCUCGAGGCUGGAGGCGAACCGCGAGUGAAGUUGAUGGAUUUCCAGAUCUGCACCUACUCGUCAUUUGCUAAAGAUCUGGUUUUUUUCCUCUUGACCAGUGUGGAGGAUGAAGUUCAAAGGAAUCAUUUCGAGGAUCUUCUUUGGUAUUACUAUGAGCAGCUAACGUCAAAGCUGGAAAAUUUUGCAAUUUCUGAAUUGAAACUCAGCUACGCGCAAUAUUUGGAGGAACUGAAGAAAGUGGCUCGAGACUGUGAAGUGGGGCAUGCUGUUUACUUCACUAACACCAUUUUUGCUGAAAAGGGGACUAUUCCCGAUAUUUUGGCAGGUGAAGGUGACCUGGUCGAAUAUCGGUACAACCUUCUGAAUCGAUUGGGGGCACGACAACAAGAAAAAUUAGCACUUAUAAUAGAAAUCUGUGUGAAGCAGGGAUGGGCUUAGAACUAUUCGUAAAUAUAUUUAAAUAGUGCUUUUGUUGCCUCACUGCGUUGGCUGCUAUAAAGUUGUUAAUUAUAUGUGUUUCAUAAAAAUUGUAUAUUUUUUCAA